Caenorhabditis remanei is the source of this 990-nucleotide messenger RNA. RefSeq lists its product as uncharacterized. The transcript is spliced from 3 exons. Lineage: Eukaryota; Metazoa; Nematoda; Chromadorea; Rhabditida; Rhabditidae. The coding region runs from base 1 to 990 and encodes 329 amino acids. The record is from RefSeq and is a predicted model, not a curated record.
AUGGCAGACUCUAAUAAGAAGAAUACAGAAGGAGGAGAAAAAGGAAAGAGAGCGAAUGAAGCAAUGAAGAAGACUUCUCAAGGAGAAGAUCUUGAAAUGGAUUCGUUGGAAGCUGGAAGUGCUGGAACCUCUUCAAAUGAGCAGUCUACCAGAACAGUGCCAAUAGAUACACCAAGACCAGAAAGCACAUCAGAUCAACCUCACGAAUAUGAGGCGUCGGAUACAGCUUCUUCAUCGAGCCACAUUCAACGAACUUCCACAAGAAAAUCAAGUGAUCGGAGAGGAGAACGCGCAAGGACUAAAUCGGUUCCAUCGAUGAUGUAUCCCUCGUCAUCAUCAUCAAGUUCAGAACCGUCAACGCCGCAGACGGUUCGAGAACGACCAUCAUCAGAGAGCUUGCCGAUGCAAUCAAACUUGAGUCGUAGUCAACCAAUCAAUCCAAAAGGAUCAUCAGAACAAACGAAGGCAUCUUCAUCUGGAUCAUUCAAAAACCUUAUCAUGGUUAAGCCAAAAGCUGAAAAAGGACAAACUGGAACCGAUGAAGGGGAAUCAGGUCUCGUAGAAGAUGGAGCAGAGUCUUCUGCACCAGCCACUGAUCCUGCACCAGUCGUGGAACCUGAACUAGUCGCUGAUCCUGCACCAGUCACUGAUCCUGCACCAGUCGUGGAACCUGCACCAGUCACUGAUCAUGAACCAGUCGCUGAUCCUGCACAAGUCGCUCCCCCAGCCGAAAUGAUUCUCGCUCCUGACCCAAUCGAUGUUCCCGCUCCAGAUCCAGCUGUUGCUUUGCCUCCUGUUCAAAACGAUGUUCCGGAUAACGCUCAAAACGAUCAAAAUCAUGUUGUAGACGGACAAGAACUAUUGGAUGGCAUUGUUUUAAGAUUUCCUGAUCCGGACCCGGAAGUUCAGGUCGCUCAACAAAACAACGCCUUUUCCAUACUAGGUUGCAUUCGAGACGCAUUCAGCAAAUUAAGUAAAAUUUGUAACUGA